This is a messenger RNA of Suillus plorans, 3332 nucleotides long. RefSeq lists its product as uncharacterized. NCBI's taxonomy places the organism in Eukaryota, Fungi, Basidiomycota, Agaricomycetes, Boletales, Suillaceae. Bases 151 to 3045 code for a protein of 964 amino acids. The transcript has 3 exons. The record is from RefSeq and is a predicted model, not a curated record.
AUAAUCACCUUCUGUCCUAUGCUGCUCUUCAUCCGUUAUGUGCUUACCUUGAGUGCAGCAUACCUCAUACUAUCUGUGAGUCCUAUACCCCUGAAACCGCUCGCCUCAAACUGAUACACCUCGGUGAUAUUUUCUGCAUAGGUCCUCGCGAUGCUCGUUGCUGCACCAUUCGAACGGUCUUCGGAGGUUGUAGUUUGUGAUACACUGCUUGUCAAUCCUGGUGUGGCGAGCCUUAUGAGAAGGAUAUUUAAGAUAAUGAAGCCAGGUGCUGCAAUCGCUCGGUAUAUCGCGGCAUUUCCCAUGGCUGCCCUCCGUUGGUCAUGGCCUAUCAUAAAAGAAGUGAUAUCCAAGCUCUGUCAUUUUCUCCGCACUGGUACAGCACGCCUCACCCAAAUUCUAGUAGCGUGCUUCAGCAAAGUUGCGCACAUGUCGUCUAGCGCUGCUCGUUACAUCGCUAUGUUCAUGGUGACUGCACGGGGGUGGCCACUCUUUAUAAUUCACCGGUUUUACGCCUUGCUCACUGCCUGCCUUUGCUGGAUCCCAAUGGGUAUCAAGUCGAUCUGCUAUGUCGUGCAGAGGAAACCAGCCACGAAAGCACAAAUUCCGAUCAUUACCAUAACGCCUGCUGAGAACGAGGAGAAGAGCGCAUGCGAGAGCGUCGAUAUUGCCGCGCUGCUGGAGGAAAUCGGUGAUGGAACUACUAGACUUGAACCACUUCUGGGGGAUGCAAACCCAAGUUUCGCAGAUUGUCCCGAAGAUGGCAUCGUCGACGAGUCGCAGGUAGAUGAUCCCCUCCUCCAUGCAUCUUGCGUCCAUGUCGGUGGUGAAGAGGAGCCUUUGGUUGUCGAACAGCACACCUCAUUUGGCGGACAGGAAGUGCAUACCAAUCGUCCAGACCACGAUAUUAGGCUAGACGCUCCUGACGAUACCGUGCCUGGCGUGAUCACCGGAAAACCUGAGGUUCACGUCAUCUGUUCACGGGAUUCUGGAGGCCUAGUGCCAGUAGUUAAAAUCGAGGGUCCAGAAGCCUAUUUGCCACUAGUGCCUUCCGGGGAUGAUGAAUCAACGGUGACAGCCUCAAUUCCUUGCAAAGCAGGGUAUCCUAUUAUCCGACUGACGCCAAAGGGAAAAGCUCCUGGUGAGCAGCCGACGUACUCGGAAGGAGGCGUCUACCGAAAAACUAUUCCUGGCAGCGCCGAGCUUGGAGCUAUGGAACGAGAUGAUAUCUAUAAUAAUCAGCACGUUCUCAAUUCGUGUAUCAUGAUUGGUGUCCCUGAACCGAAAGGUCCUGGUCAUUGUCCAGGGACUAGGUCAUCAGCGGAUGAAUCCCGUAGCGAUCCAGCCGUGGAAAGCAUAAAGCCUUGUAGGGCCGUCCAGUCCCCACUACCGGCGUAUUCCUUGGCGCUUAGCCGCAGCACGGCCUCUGAGUCGUCAUUAAUCGUCCAGGGCGAGAAUGAAAGGCGGUUUGACACUCCACCUGUUCUGCGUCAAAAGAACAGCAAUCAACUCGAAGACAACAGUCCCAACAGAACAUGCUUGGCGCCAUGUGAUGAAACGUUCAUGCCCGAGGCGAUUAUGGAGACGAAAGUGUCAGUCUUUGCUCCCCCCUCUUCGGCUCCACGGAAGACGAACAUGAAGGAGGGUAGCUUGUUUACGACGAUACCGGAGGCUUCGAUGCCUGGCGAAUUUCCCUCUGUACAGCUGUCUGCCACACACAACGAUCAACUGUCGACAUCUCAGAACACCAAGGAAUGCCCUCCGAGUAUAAAGGAAGGCCCUACUAAAAUAGCGUCAGACGACAAACUUUAUUCCACAUUUAAUUCCAAUCUCGAAGGUCAGGAGCCAAGCAGUGAGAUAUGGGAUUUUUCAAAAUCGGGAACAAACGCACCAUUCCACCGGUUCUUGUCGGCAUCCAUGCACGCUCCUUCGGGACAGUCAUCAGAACAGAAUCAUUGUAUUGGGGGAGUCAUCAAGUCCAGCCCCGCAAUGCCCCAGUCAGGAAGACAGCAACACGUGGUUCUCAGCAAGAACUCCUUGAACAAUCAGGCAGUGUCUUUCACACCGCAAGGCUUGGUUCUGAAAAGCACAUUGACGAGAUAUGACCCGCCUCUCCGACUCGUUGGACCAGGCCUGGAACAAGCCGACCACGCUUUGAAUGUGAACCUCUCCAACCCUACCCAUCCAAGGAAGUACAUGGCUGAUCUACCUGAUCACAUUGCAAAGGCAUACAGACCGCAGCCCUUGCACUCUGCCGGAGCCUACGUGACUCAUCGAAACGUUCCCCCUCGGAUGACUGUUUCGGGUUCCAAUUACAUAACGACUCACAGAGGUCCUUCAACUCGCGGGCCCGUCCCUGAUUGGGCUGCUGAGGCUGCUGCGGAGCGAAGGUCUGUAGAUAUGCAUAUCUCCGCCCCGAAAGUGUAUCUGGGAACGCCAGCAGCCCGCGCGUCCUCGUUGCACCAGCCUUCAGGUACAACGCCACUACGUAUGCCCAUUCCGGAAGAUAUUCUCAGUCCAGCUCCCCAACGUGUCGCAUCCAAAGUGGCCAGAUGGGCCGCCGAAGUAAACCGCGUGCGAGAGCCUGCAACGAGUCAAAUUUUCGAGGGUUCUAGUCUCGAUGCGCAGGUCAAGGGUUGUCGUCAGGAACAGAGGCCGCUCCUUCUGAACCGUAAAACAAACACAACGUUAUCGCGGGACGAUACGCCAGCUGUUUUCCCAAGCACGUCUGGAGCUGCUUAUCAUGGUCAAGAAAAAGCGUCUUCCGAAUUUGUAAAACGGGCCGUUGAAACGCGCGAUCAAGAGCAAACAAAGACUGUCCAGGGGCAGUACAUCUCUUACUACGAAUCCCUUUGUGCGAGGAACAUGGAAGAUAUUAUAUUAGAGGCGAGACGGAUCAACGCGGAUAUGGGGAGGUCGGCUUCGACCCGACAAUCUCCUACUACACUGAGCGACCUCAGCUUGAACGAGUGGUUUAGUCGGGCAAGGGAUCCAAUCUCCGGAGACGACAUCGAGAGGAUGAUCCGUAUGCUCGAAAGGGGGGCCUGAUAUGUAAACUUCCGAUGGACCAUGGUUGCAGGUCUCGUCAUUCAGCCGUCAUGAUUGUUGGAAGAGCCUCAUGCAACGAGCCUGUGAACAAUACUAGUGUCAGUGCGAUUCUGCGUGUUUUUGCCGCCUCUUGUUUUGUAUCAAUGUAACCGUACCUUGAAAACAAAUUGUAUCAGCGUCCGUAAUCCCUCAGACCUCAGAUAGAUCUAAGGAAGUCGUUACUUCUCGUAAAAAACAUUCAUACUCCGCCGUUGCUCGUCGAAACCUAGUCCGAGAGGCACGCGUAC